This is a messenger RNA of Pleurotus ostreatus (oyster mushroom), 444 nucleotides long. It is a transcript of the gene RPL26B, whose product is annotated as 60S ribosomal protein L26B. The record is from RefSeq and is a predicted model, not a curated record. NCBI's taxonomy places the organism in Eukaryota, Fungi, Basidiomycota, Agaricomycetes, Agaricales, Pleurotaceae. The coding region runs from base 1 to 444 and encodes 147 amino acids. Gene Ontology annotation, biological process: cytoplasmic translation; ribosomal large subunit biogenesis. Gene Ontology annotation, molecular function: structural constituent of ribosome; RNA binding. The transcript is spliced from 4 exons. Gene Ontology annotation, cellular component: ribosome; cytosolic large ribosomal subunit.
AUGAAAUUCAACCCGGACGUGUCCUCCUCCCGCCGAAAGGCCCGCAAGGCCCACUUCUCCGCACCCUCUUCGAUCCGACGAAAGAUUAUGUCUUCUGCGCUAUCGAAGGAGCUCCGGGCCAAGUACAACACCCGCUCCAUACCUGUACGCAAGGAUGAUGAAGUCAAAAUCGUCCGAGGCAAAUACCGGGGACGGGAGGGCAAAGUCACCCAAGUUUACCGCAAAAAGUGGGUCAUCCACGUUGACCGGGUUCAACGCGACAAAUCCAACGGCGCCACGGCCCCCAUUGGCAUCCACCCUUCAAAUGUGGUGAUCACCACCAUCAAGCUCGAUAAAGACAGACGGGCAAUUCUGGAGCGAAAGGACCGCAAGAGUUCCACGGAGAAGCAAGAUGUUGAGAUGGUCGACGUGAGCGCUUUGAUUCCUCCCGUAUACUGCACCUAA